CACCACCAGUUUUUUUUGUUUGGCUUCUCAAAACCGCCAGGUUUCCAAAAAAAUCGAAUACACCUUCUCUUCCCCGCUAUAAAUAUCUCUCUUUAUCCAAACCCAUCAAAUCCACAGACAUCUUUGUCAUCACCAUUCGACAACUUAGCUUCCUUCUCCUCUUUGAUCAUCGAGACUGAGAGAUUUUUGUGUGUGUUACAUAUAACACAGCGCAGCGCAGAGGAAAGUCUUAGCUUUGCUGAAUCUGAUCAUGACGACCCCGAAGUUAGGUCGAAUCCCGAGCAUGAGAGACCGAGUGGAGGACACUCUCUCUGCUCACCGAAACGAACUCAUUUCCCUUCUCUCCAGGUACGUGGCUCAGGGGAAAGGGAUUCUGCAACCGCACACCUUGAUCGACGAGCUUGACAACGUCAUCGGCGACGAUCAAGCGCGGCUGACGCUCAGAGAUGGUCCUUUUAGCGAGGUCCUCAAAUCUGCGCAGGAAGCGAUAGUUCUGCCUCCAUUUGUGGUUAUAGCAGUUCGUCCAAGACCUGGGGUUUGGGAAUAUGUUCGUGUUAAUGUCCAUGAACUCAGCGUGGAGCAACUGACCGUUUCUGAAUAUCUUAGCUUCAAAGAAGCACUUGCAGAUGGGCCGUCGAAUGACCGAUACGUACUAGAGCUCGAUUUUGAGCCAUUCAAUGCAAGUUUUCCUCGCCCCAACCGGUCUUCAUCCAUUGGCAAUGGUGUUCAGUUCCUCAACCGUCAUCUUUCUUCAAUUAUGUUCCGUAACAAAGAUUCCUUGGAGCCAUUACUUGAUUUCCUUCGAGCGCACACAUAUAAGGGACAUGGGUUGAUGCUGAAUGAUCGCAUACAGAGCAUUCCACGACUUCAAUCCAUGUUGGUUAAAGUAGAGGAUUUUCUUUCUAAGGUUCCGUCUGAUACUCCCUAUUCUGAAUUUGAAUAUGAAUUACAAGGAAUGGGUUUUGAGAGAGGUUGGGGUGAUACAGCAGCACGGGUAUUGGAGAUGAUGCAUCUUCUCUCUGACAUCCUUCAGGCUCCUGAUCCCUCUAUAUUAGAAACAUUCCUUGGGAGAGUACCUAUGGUGUUUAAUGUUGUCAUUUUAUCUCCACACGGUUACUUUGGGCAAGCAAAUGUUUUAGGUUUACCAGACACUGGUGGCCAGGUUGUGUACAUACUGGAUCAAGUUCGUGCACUGGAGAACGAAAUGAUUCUUAGAAUACGGAAGCAAGGGUUGGAUGUCACUCCUAAAAUUCUUAUUGUGACCAGGUUAAUACCUGAUGCAAAAGGAACUACAUGCAAUCAGCGGCUGGAACGAGUCAGUGGAACCGAAAAUGCAUAUAUUUUGCGAGUUCCUUUUAGAUCAGAGAAAGGAAUCCUCCGUAAAUGGAUCUCAAGAUUUGAUGUGUGGCCAUAUCUGGAGGCCUUUGCAGAGGAUGCGGCAAGCGAACUUGUUGCUGAGUUACAGGGCAUACCGGAUUUUAUUAUAGGAAACUACAGUGAUGGGAAUCUUGUGGCAUCUUUAUUAGCCUAUAAAAUGGGAGUCACACAGUGUACGAUUGCACAUGCGUUGGAGAAAACAAAAUAUCCAGAUUCCGAUAUCUAUUGGAAAAAGUUUGAGGAUAAGUACCAUUUCUCAUGUCAAUUCACCGCUGAUCUAAUAGCCAUGAAUAAUGCUGAUUUUAUCAUCACCAGUACAUACCAGGAGAUUGCGGGAUCAAAGAAUACUGUUGGCCAGUAUGAGAGCCACACUGCUUUCACUCUUCCAGGGCUUUACCGAGUUGUUCAUGGCAUUGAUGUUUUCGAUCCAAAGUUCAAUAUUGUCUCUCCUGGGGCAGAUAUGUGCAUAUAUUUCCCUUAUUCUGAAAAGGAAAAAAGACUUACUGCACUACAUGGCUCAAUUGAAAAGUUGUUAUAUGAUCCUGAGCAGAAUGAUGAGCAUAUUGGUACAUUGAGUGACCGAUCAAAACCAAUAAUUUUUACCAUGGCAAGGCUGGAUCGUGUGAAAAACAUAACAGGGUUGGUUGAAUUGUAUGGUAAGAGCACCAAACUGAGGGAACUAGUAAACCUUGUUGUGGUUGGUGGCUACCAUGAUGUAAAGAAGUCCAACGACAGAGAAGAAAUUGCAGAAAUUGAGAAGAUGCAUGCUCUGAUGAAGCAAUAUAAAUUACAUGAUCAAAUUCGAUGGAUAUCAGCCCAAAUGAAUCGAGCACGUAAUGGUGAGCUAUAUCGCUAUAUUGCAGACACAAGCGGUGCUUUUGUUCAGCCUGCUUUUUAUGAAGCAUUUGGACUUACAGUUGUGGAGGCAAUGACUUGUGGCCUUCCAACAUUUGCCACUUGCCAUGGUGGUCCUGCUGAGAUAAUUGAGCAUGGUAUAUCAGGGUUCCAUAUUGAUCCAUAUCACCCAGACCAAGCUGCUGCUCUUAUGGUGGAUUUCUUUCAAAAGUCCAAGGAGGAUCCAAGUCACUGGAAAAAAAUUUCUGAUGGGGGACUCCAAAGAAUUUAUGAAAGGUAUACAUGGAAGAUUUAUUCCGAAAGGCUAAUGACGUUAGCCGGAGUCUAUGGCUUCUGGAAGUAUGUUUCAAAACUGGAGCGGCGUGAGACUCGAAGAUACCUCGAGAUGUUCUACAUUCUCAAGUUCCGUGGUUUGGCACAAUCUGUUCCUCUGGCGAUUGAUGACGAACAUUAAGCUGCAAGUGCUCGAGUGAAUCUGUUCUCCAUGAACCAGUAACUUCACACCGUUAUAAUAUCAUGCAUAAAUAAAGUUCUCCUUGUGUGUAGAACUAUAUGUAAAUUCAUGUCCAGUGUAAUUGCAUGCGAAACACUUCUCCCUGAGGGUGUUUCUUAAUGCGUGAAUCUUUGGCAGUGGUCUGGAGUGUUGGAAGUGACAAUUGAUCAAUUUGCCAAAAUGUUAAUGUUUA
Molecule: messenger RNA, 2918 nt
Organism: Corylus avellana
Lineage: Eukaryota; Viridiplantae; Streptophyta; Magnoliopsida; Fagales; Betulaceae
Gene: SUS3
Product: sucrose synthase 3
Biological process (GO): sucrose metabolic process
Molecular function (GO): sucrose synthase activity
Source: RefSeq, a predicted model, not a curated record